AUGAAAUAUUCAGUUUUAAAGCAAUUGGCUAAUGAGAGGCAGUUGAAGACAAAUGACAAACCAGCUACAGUUCCACGUGAGGAUGUACAGGGUUUAUCGACACGUUAUCACGAGAAGAAAACUCGAAGAUUUCGUAGUGCAUUCACAACUGAUCAAAUUAAAUAUUUGGAAAAACAAUUUCAAAAAUUUCCAUAUAUCGAAAGUGGUAGUCGAAGAGCGAUUGCUAGUGUAUUAAACAUUCCCGAGAGGACUGUAAAGUUUUGGUUUCAAAAUCGAAGAAUGAAAGAGAAGAAGGAGUCUCUUAUUAAGGACCUAGUCGGUGAGGGACAAAGCAAAAUUAAUGGAAAUCUUAUUGAUGACAAGAUGGACGUCAAAACUUUUAAUUACCAAUCCCAUUCUGGCCAUUUGUCAUAUCAAUUGAAACCAAUAUUAGUAUGUCCAGAUAAAACGGAUAGCAGUUCCAGCAAUGUUAUAAAUUGUUCUAAGGAAUUUUCUAAAUCAGUUCAUGAAAAGCAGAGUAUUGAAGGGAGGAAUUUGGAAAACGUGAAAAUAUUACAAUCGAACCUUAUUAAAGCCGAACCGACCCACAUAAAUGGCACUACAAAUGUCAACUUGUUACGAAAAAAUAUAUGUGGAACAAAAUUACCAACAAGGAAUAUGCCAGUGAACCAGAAGUUAAAAAAUAUAAAAGCGAAAGACAGAAACCCUAUGGACUAUAAAUUAAAAUCUUCUUCAAAUCCAGAAGUUUGCCAACAGUAUUAUUAUCAAAUACCAAACGAUCAAAGCUAUGCGGCAUUUCGGGUAAAUCCAUUAAUCCAACAUCCAUCUGCACCAGGUAACAUUGUUUGGAGACCUGUGAACACAUUGUCUGUGGUACCCAACAUAAUAAAUCCGUCGCAAAUGAUGGCCUAUGAUAACAGAUAUUUGCCACUCAAACAGAAUCUUCCGAAAGAUCAGUGCAAAUGUAAUUGUAAAAUUAAUAAUACACAGGAAAUGUCCCCUUAUAUACCUUACAAUGAUAUAAAAUGUCUUAGAAAACAGCAAAGGAAUUUGUACAGGUAG
Molecule: messenger RNA, 1062 nt
Organism: Danaus plexippus (monarch butterfly)
Lineage: Eukaryota; Metazoa; Arthropoda; Insecta; Lepidoptera; Nymphalidae
Product: homeobox protein ceh-8-like
Exons: 3
Coding region: 1-1062 (353 amino acids)
Biological process (GO): regulation of DNA-templated transcription
Molecular function (GO): DNA binding; DNA-binding transcription factor activity, RNA polymerase II-specific
Source: RefSeq, a predicted model, not a curated record